AGAGGUCAAAGCUGCAUUGCUACAAUAACAACUCAAUAAAUUGAUCUAUUUAUUCGUUAGGACAAAGCAGAGAAUAAUUACAUUUCGUGUAUAUUAAAACUGAGUGUUACUGUUGGUAAAAAUGUUCAGAAUAAAAUCUUGCCGUAUUGUUAGGAAUAAAACCAGACUGAGUGGUUCGAAGAAUUCAAAUAAAAGGAGUUUGAGUGAUGAUGCCACUUUGCCAAAGCAGGCUGAUGUUGUUGUUGUAGGUGGUGGAGUGAUAGGAUGCAGCACUCUCUAUCACCUCUGCAAGAGAGGUAUCAAUGCGAUUUUACUGGAGAAAAGCAAAAUCACAAGCGGUACAACAUGGCACAGUGGCGCUAUCGUCUGGAGUUUGCGAGGAAACGAUGUAGAUACUGUGAUGCUGCAGAAAACACGAACCCUUUUAGCAAAUUUGGAAGAGGAGACCGGUAUCAACUCUGGAUGGAUUAAUAAUGGAGGGAUUUUCAUUGCAAGAACUCCGGAAAGGUUGGAGGAAUACAAACGAUUUCAUACCCUAGGGCAUAUGUUUAAUCUGGAGAGCCACGUAAUUUCUCCGAAGGAAGCUCAGAAGAUUUGCCCAAUACUUGAUCCGAAAUCAUUUUAUGGAGCACUGUGGUCGCCUGGAGAUGGAUACACCGAUCCCUCUAUGUACUGUGCAGCUUUACUGAAAGGUUCUAAGAAUAAAGGAGGGCAAGUUUUUGAAGAUACCGCAGUCACUAAGAUUUUAACAGAACCAACUCCGAACAACGAAAAAAAAGUUAUUGGUAUCGAAACAUUGAAGGGAACCGUCAAAACCAACGUCGUCGUCAAUGCUUGUGGAGGUUGGUCUCGUGAACUAACCCAGAUGGUUGGGUUAGAUAUCCCACUAACUCCCAUCAAACACGCCUACGUAGUUACGGGAAGUGUACCUGGAGUCAAAGGUAUUCCCUGCAUAAGAGAUCAUGAUGGAGGGUUGUAUUUCAGGCCUCAAGGAGAGGCUGUAGUUUUUGGAGGUUAUGAACCCAACCCCCAAAUAAUGAAAGAGAUUCCCAAGGAUCUGUCUUUCAGUCUUUUUGAGCUAGAUAUGACAAUAUUUGAUGUUCAUUGGAAACACGCCUGUGAGCUCUGCCCUUCUUUUGAAAAAGCUGGAAUCAAAUCUGAUGUUUACGGCAUGGAAUCUUUUACUCCAGAUCAUAAACCGAUUAUGGGAGAAGAUCCUAAGUGUGUUGGCUUGUUCCAUGGGAGUGGAUUCAACUCCCUUGGGAUUCAACUCAGUGGUGGUGCUGGAGAACAAUUAGCCGCUUGGAUUGCCCUUGGCCGACCAGAAAUGCCUCUAUUCGCCUAUGAUAUUCGAAGAUUCACUCCCGUUCAGAGACAGGAUAGGGCAUGGGUAACGGAAACGAGCCACGAAAACUAUGCAAAAACAUACAGUAUUGGGUAUACCCAUGAUCAACCACUAGCUGGAAGAAAUCACAGAAUUGAUGCUUUCCAUGAGGCUAUGGUGGCGAGUGGAGCAGUCAUGGAAGAGGCGUUGGGUUGGGAGCGACCAGCAUAUUUCAUAAAAGACAGAACUGCCCCAGUCAGAUCUUACGAUUGGUAUGGACACUAUGAUCAUGUUCCGAAUGAAGACACACGUUACGUAGAUGAAUUAAGAGGGGACCUUACUUUCGAUUUUUCUAAACAUUUUGAUCUGAUAAAAGAAGAAGCAUUAGCAGCUAGAAACAAUGUAGCACUAUUCAAUCUCACAUGUUAUACAAAAAUGUACUUGGCUGGUCCCGAUGCUGAAGAAGCUGCCGAUUGGUUAUUUACUGCUAACGUUGAUCGUGAACCAGGCAGUAUUAUAUACACUUGUUCCUUGAACUCCAGAGGUGGUGUAGAAGCAGACGUUACUGUGAUACCCUUGGAAGAAGGAGCUGGUACUUUAGUAGGACCCAUUUUGAAGGGAAAGGGUUACUACAUAGUGGCUGGUGCAAAGGCGGGUUACCAGACGAAAUCGCAUUUUAGGAAGCAGCUGUAUAGAAAAAAUUUCAAGUCACUAGUUACGGAAAUGACCAACAGAAUAGGAAUAUUGGCUAUCCAAGGACCUAAGAGUACCGAAUUGCUUCAGUCUAUAACAGAAUUUCCAAUUACUGAUGAAAGGUUGCCGUUUGGCAAGUCAAAACUCAUAAAGAUCAAUGGUCACACCUGCCGAGUAUUGAGAAUAAGCUACAUAGGAGAACUGGGAUAUGAAAUUCACAUACCACUAGCUUCAUGUGUUCCGAUUUACAAUAGGAUAAUGGAAGCAGGAAGAGGAUUCGAUCUGAAACACGCAGGGUUCAGGGCUCUGGAUUCUUUGAGUUGUGAAAAAGGCUUUCAUCUCUUAAAUCAUGACUUGCGAAUCGAUGAUAACCCUGUAGAAGCAGGACUUGUGAAAUUAUGCAGGAAAGAAGGACAGUACUUAGGCAAGCAAUCCGUUGAACGUGUCAAACAAGAUGGCAUCAAGAAACGGAGAGUUUUCUUUACCCUUCCAGACAAUGUCGCAUUAUAUGGAUUUGAAACAAUUUGGAGAGAUGAUGCUAUCGUAGGAUUCCUCAGAAGAGGGGAAUACGGAUUCAGCCUGGAAUCUAGCAUAGGCAUUGGGUAUGUUGAGCACCCGGAAGGUAAAGUUGUAGACACCGAAUUUCUAAAAAGUGGAACCUACCAUAUAGAAGUUCGUAACAAAAAAUAUCCGGCAACUCUGUACCUCAAUAGUCCAUUCGAUCCUAAGAACCAGCGGAUAAGAGGUCAUUAUGAAAACGAAUUCGAAGAACAAUCGCAUUUUGAAGACUGAUUUUCCUAGUACAAUUUUAAUUUUUACUUAUAUUUUUGAAUUUUGAUACUAAUUAGGUAAUAAAUAUUUUUGGCAUCAA
Messenger RNA from Leptinotarsa decemlineata (Colorado potato beetle), 2888 nucleotides. It is a transcript of the gene Sardh, whose product is annotated as Sarcosine dehydrogenase. The record is from RefSeq and is a predicted model, not a curated record. Lineage: Eukaryota; Metazoa; Arthropoda; Insecta; Coleoptera; Chrysomelidae. Gene Ontology annotation, cellular component: mitochondrion. Gene Ontology annotation, molecular function: protein binding.